AUGGAGGACGACGACGACGCUUUCUUGUACGGCGACGAGCCAGCCGCUCCUCCUGCUGCUCCCAAGCCAGACGACGGUGCGACAGCAGCACCAAAUGCUCCCCUAGAUUCCGCAACUGUCAAGCAAGCAGCACCAGACGCAUCAGCUGCUGCCGACAAUAACGACGACGAUGAAGAGGAGGAAGACGACGACGAGGAAGAAGACGAUAGCGACUCGGACAUCGAGUUCAUUAUCGAUGCAACCCAAGACGCUCAGCAGCCGACUGCGCGACCCGGCUUCCAACGACCUGGCGCACCGCCAGCACGACUGCUCCCGAAUCAAAGCACACCUCAACGACCUCAAUCCACCCUCACAUCCGAAUACACCCCGCUCUCUCGGUCGCAGCUACUUGCAAAUGCCAGUCCGGCUUCGACGUCGAUCGGACCUGGCGGAGCUCUUGACCCGGCCGCCGCUGCCGCCGCAGCAGCAGCAGGUGGUCUGCAGCCUCCCGGUGCCCCUCCCGCCAAGCCACAGACAGCGCUCGACGGUACAGGCCCAGAAGGCGGUCCCCCCGCCGUUCCUUCCACAGCGCCCAAACUCGACCUCUCCCCCGGUCCAGAAGACCGCACCUUCCCCAAACCAGAAGACGUCGUCGAAGAGGAGGAAGCCGCCUCACGGGACAUCUUCGAUAUCGACCUCGAAUCGCUCCCCGAGAAGCCCUGGAGACGCUACGGCGCCGAUCUCACCGACUACUUCAACUAUGGCUUCAACGAAGACUCCUGGUCUCUCUGGCGAAGCAAGAAGGACCGCAUGACCGAUGCCAGGAAGAACGCGGAGAACAUGUUCGGCGGGAACAACGGAGAUAUGAUGGGCAACAUGCAGCAGAUGAUGUCCAUGAUGCCGCCUCCGCAGGCGAUGCAAGCGAUGAUGGCGCAGAAUGGAGGGAUGCCGCCAAUGCCUCCAGAUCAGAUGAUGGCCAUGAUGGCCAGCAUGGGUAUGCCCCCGAUGCCUGGAAUGGGCAAUAUGCCGCCUAUGGGUGGUCCGGGUGGAAUGAACCAGAUGAUGAUGCCUGGUAUGUUUGGCGGCCCGCAGCAGUCCAACGGUGGUCCUGGUCCCUCCUCGCACGACCAGCACAACCAACACCAGCAACAACAGCAACGAUUCAGCAACUCGCCCUUCCCGCAAGGCCCGAAUCAAAAUCGCCAUGAAGGCCAGAACUCUCCUUUCCCGCCCGCGCAGGACCGAGAGGACAAACAAAACGACACAUCCGAUAAGCCCGACCCCGCCAGCGGCUGGGACGCCCCUCCCUCCAUCAAAGAAGAAGACGCUCCACCCGGCGUACCACCGAUGAAGCCGCUCUCCGAAGCAGACAUGACGGCCUUCCUCGGCGCUUCCGGCAUUGACCCCUCCGCCGCUGCCGCCGCUGGCUUCCCCAACCCUUCCGCGCCGCGCUCGAAACCCAACCCUCCCAAAUCUGCCCCGCUCGGACCAGCAGCAGUAACAAAAGGCACAUCUAUCCGAGGUCGAGCAGCCGCCGUGGCAGCAACAUCGUCUCGUCCCGGUCGAGCUGUCUCCCCCACCCUGCCACCCAACGUCCCCUCCGGCCCCAAGAACCCGGGCAAGCGAUACAACGAUCGGGACACGGGCACUGGGGCCGCUGACUCGCUUGACUACGGUGCCAAUGCCGGCAACACCGGUGGUGGGGACGAGUAUGCGCACGAUUGGGAUAGCCGUGAUCGCAGUCCCGAUCGGGGCCCUCGACGCACCGGUGGAAGGAGUCGACGUGAGGGCACGUACGAUUCUGCCAACGGGAACGGAGGCGAUGACCGACGUGGGACUUCGGGCCGAUCGAAGAGGACAGAGGAGUGGGACGACGAUGCUGCUUCGCAGUCCUCUGCUGGUGGACGGAGGAGGGGGAAGUCGACGACCAGCUCGCGGGAUCACAGGCGCGAAAAGUCGUCCACGUCUCACCGCAGCGAUCGGGAACGGGAAAGGGAGAGGGAGAAGGAGCGCGAGCGCGAGCGGGAGGCGAGGAGCCAAGCGAGAAGCGAGAGGAGGGCAGGAAGGGAUGUCGAGGAUGCGGCGAUCCCGACAGGACCCGCAGCGGGCAAAGGAGGCAGCAGGAAGAGAGCUGCUCCGGACGAGAGGGAAGAUGAUGACGCAGGGAAGAGCGGGAGUCGAGGAAAGGGCGGAUCGAGGAAGAAGCGUUGA
This is a messenger RNA of Kalmanozyma brasiliensis GHG001, 2190 nucleotides long. RefSeq names its product Pre-mRNA polyadenylation factor Fip1. Gene Ontology annotation, molecular function: RNA binding. Bases 1 to 2190 code for a protein of 729 amino acids. Gene Ontology annotation, cellular component: mRNA cleavage and polyadenylation specificity factor complex. Lineage: Eukaryota; Fungi; Basidiomycota; Ustilaginomycetes; Ustilaginales. The transcript has a single exon. The record is from RefSeq and is a predicted model, not a curated record.